AUGAAGAAGUGCAACUUAAAUGCAGAGGAUAGGCCUGACAUUGUUUGUCGGGUCUUUCAAAUGAAGUUGGAUUCAUUGGUUAAGGAGAUACGCACGGGAAAUCUCUUUGGUGUCGUAAUUGCAGUUGUUUAUACUAUUGAAUUCCAGAAGCGUGGUUUACCACAUGCACACAUUCUUAUCUUCCUAGAAAGAACCACUACAUUGUCUACAGCAUCAUGCAUGGACAGUUUCAUUUCUACUGAAAUUCCAGACAAAGAAGUUGACAAAGAGUAUUACAAUGCUAUGGAAGAGUUUAUGAUUCAUGGACCAUGUGGACUUUACAAACCUAACUCGCCAUGUAUGGUGAACAAGAAAUGUUCAAAACACUUCCCGAAGAGAUUUGUGGGUGUAUCUUCUUGGGACGAUGAUGGCUACCCAAUCUACCGUCGUCGUGACAAUGGUAGGACUGUCCUGAAGAAUGGUGUCCAAUUAGAUAGUAGGCCAACAAUAAGUCAUAGCAUGUUCACUGCUUGGUUUGACGCUAACAAGACAUAUGAGGCUGCUAAACAGUUAGCUUACAUUGACAUGCCAACGAAGUUUGUGUGGAAGAAAGACCUCAGACAGUGGCAUCCAAGGAAAAGGGGAUUCUCAAUUGGUCGGAUAUUUUACGUGCCUCCAGGAAGCGUAUGGCACUACUUAGCUGAGGAUGCACAAUAUAACAGGCGGUUAACAAUGCAGGAUGAAGGUUUGUGCUUAUCUGAUGAAGAAAAGAAGAAUUUCGCAUUGAUUGAAAUAGAGCGAUUGUUACAAACCUACAAUAAGUCUUUAAAAGACUUUCCUCAUAUGCCACUUCCAAACUUUCAAGACGCAUUUCUGGUUGACAAUCGCCUGCUAUUCGAUGAACUGUCGUAUGAUUGCAAUGUACACCAUGAAAGCCAACAAAUGGAAAGGCAAUUAAUUGAUGAACAAAAAGUUGUUUAUGAUACAAUCAUAAACGAUGUCUUGCAACAACAUGGUGGUAUGUAUUUUGUGUAUGGAUAUGGUGGUACAGGGAAAACAUUUGUGUGGAAGGCAAUUUCGGCAAAGAUCAGAUCAAAGGGAGACAUUGUAUUAAAUGUUGCAUCAAGUGGUAUCGCCUCAUUGCUAUUACCAGGUGGAAGAACAGCCCACUCGCGGUUUGCAAUUCCCAUUGUUUUGAAUGAAGAUUCUACGUGCAACAUUACUCAAGGAAGCCAUCUUGCUGAACUUAUUACCAUGGCAAAGCUAAUUAUAUGGGAUGAAGCACCCAUGAUGCACAAACACUGCUUCGAAGCUCUUGAUAGAACAAUGCGCGAUAUCAUGAGGUUUAAAGAUGCGCUCAGUCAGAGUAAAACAUUUGGAGGUAAGACAGUUGUAUUUGGGGGUGAUUUCAGACAGAUUCUUCCAGUGAUCCCAAAAGGGUCAAGGCAAGAUAUUGUUCAAGCAACAAUAAACUCUUCUUACUUGUGGGAAUCAUGCAAAGUAUUGAGGUUAACAAAGAAUCUCCGUCUUAAUACACGGGAACCUGGAGUGAAUAUGCAACAAGUUCAAGAGUUCGCAACUUGGUUAGCGGAAAUUGGUGAUGGUCAAUUGGGAGGACCCAAUGAUGGAUAUUCAGACGUCGAAAUCCCUUUGGAGAUGUUAUUGUCAUCCCGUGGUGACAAUAUAGCAACAAUUGUUGACAGUAUCUUUCCCAUGUUUAAGGAAUUAUCGUGUCACAAUGAAUACAUGAAAAGUCGAGCAAUUCUGGCGCCCACGCUUGAUGUAGUCCAUUCAAUUAAUGAAUAUAUGAGUGACAUGCAUAUUGCUGAGAGCAAGACUUACCUAAGUUGCGACACAGUCUGUAGCUCUGAUUCAAGUAAUGGGAUGUUAGCUGACAUGCACACUCCGGAAUUUCUCAAUGGUCUUAAAGCUUCAGGAAUAUCUAACCAUACGUUGACUUUAAAGGUGGGAUCUCUUGUAAUGCUUUUGAGGAACAUAGAUCAUUCACUUGGACUAUGUAAUGGAACAAGGCUGGUCAUUACAAGGUUAUCAGAUCAUGUAGUUGAAGCAAAGAUCGUUUCUGGGAACAAUGCUGGUGAAAUAGUACUCAUUCCAAGAAUGUCCAUGACACCUACUGAUAUACGAUUGCCGUUUAAAUUUCAAAGAAGAUAA
Messenger RNA from Ipomoea triloba (trilobed morning glory), 2151 nucleotides. RefSeq lists its product as uncharacterized. The coding region runs from base 1 to 2151 and encodes 716 amino acids. NCBI's taxonomy places the organism in Eukaryota, Viridiplantae, Streptophyta, Magnoliopsida, Solanales, Convolvulaceae. The transcript has 5 exons. The record is from RefSeq and is a predicted model, not a curated record. Gene Ontology annotation, biological process: DNA repair; telomere maintenance. Gene Ontology annotation, molecular function: DNA helicase activity.